AUGCGGUCCGUGCCAAUGGACGUGACAUCCUCUUUUGGUAUCCUUGCCCAAGCCUUCUCUAAUACCGAGGCUGUGGAUCGGAUGGACACAUAUGGUGGAAUUGAUCUAGAUGCCUUUUCGCAGCUCAUUGCAUCAGGAAGCAAACCAAUAUCUGAUGAACCACAUAUGAGCCUUACACAUGAUGUUCCUCAAACAUAUCCACUAGACAGUUUUCUCACGACGAUAAACGAACUUCUUUCACCACGCACUCCAGAGCUCCUUCUUGGAGAACAGAAUCAGCCAUAUGAACUCCAAAGAUCAUUUAACUUCCGGCCUCCACAUCUUUCCGACGAGGACUAUGAAUACUUGGCCCUGAAAGGGGCGCUGAGGAUCGUUCCCAUCGAGCUUCGAAACCAGUUGCUUGGAGCAUACAUCAAAUAUGUCCAUCCGUUACUCCCCAUCAUUGAUUUACAAUCGUUUUUGUGCGGUGCUAUGGUCGAAGAUGAAACCCGAUUUACCAGUCCGCUUCUUCAUCAAGCUGUCAUGCUGGCUGGAAGUGCCUUUAUUGCACAAGAAGCUGCCACUGGAGCCGGCUUCUCUUCAAGAAAAGCAUUAAGAAGGACAUUAUUCGAGAGAGCCAAACUCCUUUACGAAUUCGAAACCGAGAACGACGCAUAUACCCAAAUCCAAGCACUAUUACUCAUGACACAUUGGCAUGGAAGCGGCGUUGGCCACAAAGACCCAAUCUACUGGUUCGACCUCGCCUAUUCGACAGCAGAGCGCGUCAAUCUCCUUGGAAGUCUGGAGCCGGGUAGUUUCUCCCACAAGCACAGACUAUGGUGGUGUCUUUACGUCCGCGACCGUAUUCUAUCCCUUGGAUUCCGUCGCCCGUUACGGAUUCCCAAUAGCGAUGUCACAAUGUCGUUAUUAGAGUCGACCAAGUACUAUUCUUCCGAGUUAUACCAUGACCUAAUUCUCCUAAUGCUAGGAGAAGCUUCUGCCAUGCUGAAGUGGGAGAAUCAAGAGCGAAUGAUGCUCCUAUUCAUUCAGGAGAUAAAGCUCGCUCAUUGCGUCGGUGUGAUUGUGGAGUAUUUCUACCACGACACAUGGACGGCUAUACCAUCGGGGGAAGCUGUCUAUACCCUUGUUCCCAAAGCAGAGAUAUCACAGGACGCCAUAGCUAGCUGUGAACAGCUUCUCAAGACUUGGAUGCAGAACCUUCCCCCCUGGCACAUUACUUCCCCCCUUCACUCAUUCCAUCAAGCUUUCUUGUAUCUUCUCCACCUUACCGCAAUGUCAAUCCUGCACAUAGCCGCUUCGAAAGGGGGAGAUGAACUCGACCAGACUGCCACACCAGAGAUGAGAGGUCUGGUAUCUCAGGUCAACGAAACACUCAACGAGCUACAUGACUGUAGCAUGCUACAUUUACUGCCUGGAAGCGCAGUCACUAUCAUUGGAAUUAUUCUCGAGGCUAGUCUUCCCGAUCUGAAGGUUUCGGACAAGAUCGUGAGACAACAGGCUAUGUCGAAUCUGUAUGCUUGCGAGGAAGCAGCGGGACAUUUGCUGCAGACAUAUCCUGCUGCAGAGAUUGUUAUCUCCAAGGUUCAGAAUGCCCGUGGACAUUUACUGGGGCUGGUUACCACCUGA
Molecule: messenger RNA, 1626 nt
Organism: Penicillium nucicola
Lineage: Eukaryota; Fungi; Ascomycota; Eurotiomycetes; Eurotiales; Aspergillaceae
Product: fungal specific transcription factor domain-containing protein
Exons: 4
Coding region: 1-1626 (541 amino acids)
Biological process (GO): DNA-templated transcription
Molecular function (GO): zinc ion binding; DNA binding
Source: RefSeq, a predicted model, not a curated record